GGAUACCCAAACCUGAAUCGGAACCGCCCGCUCUGCUCCGAACCAGGAAAAUGAAGUAUUUUUCUUUUGUAAUUUUCUUGCACGGUUUUGAUGGCUUUAUUAUCUUGGGAUUGUCUGAAAGAUAUAACCACCACCUCACUGGAGCUAGAGAGAGAAAGCGAGAGGCAAACAGUGAUACCUAUACGUACAUAUUUUGUGUGUAAAGUAAGAGAAAGAGGAAGCAUUUGGUACAGUACUAGCUCGAAGAAAUUGCACUGUCUUGAUCUCCAUUUAAUAAAUUAAUAUUUGCAAAUUAAGUUUAUAAAGAACAUUUUUCUUCCUCGAAGGAGUCUUUAUGUGAUUAAGUUGGAAUUAACCUGCUAAAAAGUUCAACCCUUCCUGUGUGAAUUAUAUCUCAAAAGGCUUCGUGGGAAUGCAACAGCCUCAUCAAGGCAGCUAUAUAAAUUCAGCGACGUACAGAUGUUGCAACGGCAAAUUAUGUAUAAACAGAUUCAGGAAAUGCAGCGAAGGCAGCAGCUCCAGGAUAUGUGUGAAGGAAAAAAACAGAAUUAUGUAAAUCAACUGCCAUCACAAAUGUGUGUGGUUGGUGAUAUGGACAUGAUACAACACGGUGGAUCAGCUACUUUUCGAAGUUUUUCUACCGGAUUGGGUCUUUCGAAACCUCAGAACCUGGCUGGACGUUCUUUGGGAUUUUCACAACAGCAGUUUGGAGUACCUCUAUAUUCUCAUCUCGGGGAGUCGUCUAAUGAUUCAGCCAAUCUACUGGUCACGAACAAAAAUAGCCCAUUGGAAAUUCCCACUAUGCAGCCAUCGGCCUUCAGUAACUCAGUUAUCAGUCAAAGAAGCAAUUUCUCUUCAGACCAGCUUUGCAUCCCAGACGGAGCGCUGCUACCCAAUCAAGUGUUUGAGGAGAAGAAUUUUUUCGGACAAGGCCUUGUUCCAGGUUUCAACGAGGGAAAUUUACAUGAGACCUACUUUCAGCAAGGGAAUUCCCAGCAGAGGAACACAUCAAUUCUUGAAUCUGAAGAGAGGCAAAAACAAGCUGGGUUGCAUGGACUUGCUCCAGGAAAUAUGCCAAAACCAGGCCCUUUUCUUCAGCCCGGCACUUCUCUCGACCCAUUGGAACAGAAAAUCUUAUACAAUACGGAUGACAAUGCGGAUGCUGGAGGAAUUGCAAGUACCCUGGAACUCACGUCUUAUAUGGAUGAAUUGCCUUCUAAACAAAGUGGUAGCUGGAGUGCUCUUAUGCAGUCGGCUGUUGCAGAAACUUCGAGUGGUGAUACUGGGGUACUAGAAGGGUGGAGUGGAUUGAGCAUUCAGAAUCCAGAAUCUUCAACUGAAAAUAAGGCCUUAAAUUACAUUGACAGUGGGAAGCAGCAAAAUAAUUGGGUUGACUUGCCGAGUUCAAAAUCCGAGGUUUUUUCUCAUAAUUCCAAUAUGAACCACAGCUUUCCUGGUUUUCAGCAAUCGGGUGACCAAUUUCUCAAACAGAGAGAGGAAUCACAUGCCGAGUCUUCCCAUUCUUUCAUUCAGCAGUCCCCUAGGAAUGCUAACAAGUCGUCAGAUUAUAGCCCUCAACAGAAGCAUCCUGUAGAUGGAAGUCAAAUGAUUCAAACAUCUUCACCUGUGCCAAACUUAUGGCUCAGUAAACGUCAUGAGCAUUUAAAAAAUGAUACAUAUCAGUCUAGCUUUAUGUCAUAUUCCCAUGUUAACGGACCUUUCAGCAGCCUCGCAGGGCAUGAAUCGAGAGACACGCUUCAUGGGACUACGCCACAGCAUGUGACUAAUGGCAGUCAAAAGCCAUUUAAUCAGGUACACCAUCCGAAAAAUCAAUUGUACUCAAUAGAAUCAGCAAAGAUGGCUCCUGGAAACAAUUUUGUGCCCACGUCAUCUCUCUUUGGUUCUCUCUCUCAUCCGCACAUCCAAAGUGUGACUGCUCGAACAAGUGAAAGUACGCUCAAUCUACUUAACAAGGAUGACAUAUCCAUAGAACAUGCACAUGGGAGCUUGAACUCGAACGACUUAACUCAAAAGGAAGUGCCACUACCUGAAACUUCUGCAUCUUUUGGUAAAUCACACAACAUUUCUUCUGUACCACAAGGAUUUGGCUUAAGAUUGGGACUUGCAGAUCAACAGACUCCACAGUCGUACUCUUUCUUUCAAACUUUGUCGGGGAACUCAAGUGCAACAUCGCCUUCAAGUCAUUUGCAUCUUCAAAAUCAUCAUCCUUCAGUUCCACCUGUGACAAGUCACUGGACAAGUCAAAUUCCGGCAUAUAAUGCUGAUGUCUCUUUUGAUAAUGGUCCUUUUAAAAGCUCUCAUCUUUAUGAUCAAGAAUUACCUACUUUGGGAUCUGUUCCAGUCACUCAGCCAUCAUUGACAUCAGGUGCGUCUCGGCAUGUGGGACUUCCCAUGGGGCAAUCGAAUGUGUGGCCAGAUUUGCUCCAAUCCUCUGAUUUAGCUUUGAGCAGUCUACAAGAUACUGCAGACCCUUCACAUGAGCAGCAUAAACAAGAAAACGGUGUCCAAGAAUAUGGUACCUAUUCAGGAAUAUCAGAUUGUAAUGAACUGCAAUCAGGGAAAGAAGGCCCCCCCCAAUAUGGCUCAGCUGGGGUGGAUUCCUCAAUUUCACGGAGUAUAUUUACUCAUGAGCACGAGUCUGUGGGAAAGAAUCUCUUAGAAGCAGAUGUUAAAACUGGUUCAUUGAUGCAGCACUCUAAUAUGGCACAUCAGAGAGGCAAUCAAAAUCCUUUAGUUCCAGCUAUAGAUGCUGGAGUUGGCAAUACUUUGAUGCCAUUGUAUAGUCUAAAUCAAAAUCACUCCUUUCCGCACCCGAUGCAAAUGCCUCUAAACCCUGUGGAAGGUGAUUCUAGAAGGUUGCCAAUUAAAUGUGAUGGUAUUGAUUUUGGUAUUAACUCCCAGCAGCCUGGACAGAAAUCAGGAGUCAACGAUAUGGAGAAAAAUGAUGCAUUUCAGAGUCCGUCGAUCGGUAGUAAUGAAGAUUCUAACAUGACAUGUCCAUCCCAGAUUAGUUUGCAAAUGGCUCCAUCCUGGUUUAAACAUUAUGGGACCUUCAAAAACGAGCAGAUGCGGCCACUCUUUGAUGCCAAUGCUGAAAUUAUUGCAGUAUCUCAAAUUUCUGGAAGCACUCUUCCUAACUUGCAAACAAAUAGCUCAAUUAUGCAGGUGAAUUCGGCUCGUGAAGGAAGCAGCAUAUGGCCAGUUGCAGUAGCAAGUAAACAAUUAUCUCCCGCAAAUGUGUUACCUUCAGAUGUCACUUAUCAAAACUUGGCAGUUACAAGACCAAAGAAGCGUAAGAUCAUUCCAUUUGAACUUGUACCGUGGCACAAAGAAGUAACUCAAAAUUCGCGGAGGCUUCAAAAUAUCAGCACGGCUGAGUUAGAAUGGGCACAAGCUACAAAUAAAAUCUUUGAAGAGGUUAAAAUGGAAGCCAUAGUUUUUGAAGAUACCCACCCGGUUAUUCGAGCAAAGAGAAGGCUUAUCUUUACAACACAGCUAAUGCAGCAGGUCUUUCAGCCUGCACCAAAAGUCAUUCUCUCUGCAGAUGCAAGUUCAAACUACGAUUUCAUGGCAUACUUUGCUGCAAGAUUAACAUUGGGAGAUGCCUGCAGCCUGGCUACCAGUUCUCAAUUUCCAUCUGACACUAGUGACAAGUCACCUGAGAAGCUGAAAACUUCUAAGAGAACUGGUGCUUAUGAUUUCUCAAAAAUUGCAGAAGGCUUCACUAGUCAAAUGAAGAUUCUCAAGGGCAACAUGUUAAGAUUGGACAAGAGUUUAUCGAUUACGGACAUAAAGGCAGAAGCCCAGGAGUUGGAGAAGAUCUCAAUCAUCAACCGUUUGGCAAAGUUUCACGGCAGGGCUCAUCAAGGUGUCGAUGCAGCAUCAUCUUCUGGCACAUCAUCAAUGCAGAAACACCUCCAGAGAUACGUUAUAGCGGUUCCAAUGCCUAAGACAGUACCAGAGGAAACAAAUUGUCUUUUGUUAUGAUCACUGAUUGAUCAAAACUGUCAUAUCAGUGCCGUCUGUACCUAUAACACUUAUCUGCUACUAUGUGCUUUUACAGACCUCGAAAACGGAAAGGGUAGAACCCAAGAUAUGCUUACUACUAGUGAGGCAAUUGAGGCUGUACUUUUUUGUUUUUGAUGAAGCACGGAAAAUGCUCUCCCUAUUGCGUGUCAAAUGAUUAAGUAUUUCGGCCAUGUUACCUUUUAGGGAUCCAUAGCCGACUCAUUUGGAUCUCUCUAUUCUUCUUUAAGGUAUGCUCCAAAGAUCGACUCCUA
This is a messenger RNA of Olea europaea var. sylvestris, 4301 nucleotides long. RefSeq lists its product as uncharacterized. NCBI's taxonomy places the organism in Eukaryota, Viridiplantae, Streptophyta, Magnoliopsida, Lamiales, Oleaceae. The coding region runs from base 460 to 4008 and encodes 1182 amino acids. The record is from RefSeq and is a predicted model, not a curated record. The transcript has 10 exons.